AUGUUUAAAAAAGUGUUACUGUUCCUGUUUCUUUGCAAAAUCAGCGACGGAGUGGAAUUCAGUGAUUUAAGGUAUUUUGGGGAAAGAGUUAGAAAUAUGAGUGUAGAGAUGUUUUACUUCACGCAAUUAGAAAACGAAGGUGAUCUGGUUAUGGCACCAUUCAGUUUAUGGAACCUAAUAUCCGUGGUCGCGUUCAAAUCAUCAUCAGACACUUGGAGACAGCUUCAUUCCAUCAUAGGUAUAUCAAAACGGAACGGACAGUAUUUUAAUUCAAUUUUCAAAUUCACAACAGAUGUUAUGACGAACGUCUCCCUGUUUCCUGGUGUGUCAUUCAAAAAUGCACAACUUGUACUCUUUGAUGAAAAUCUAGAAUUGACACAAUCAUUCCAAAGAAGUGUAAUUGAGUCCGGAAUAUCGUUGAAGAUGGUGGAUUUCGAGGACGAUGUUACCGCGGCUGCAGAAGCGAACCAUUAUUAUCAAAAACAAACCAAUAAUACAUUUUCUCCAGAAUUAUUGAUUUUCGAUAGGACCGAUUUCGAAGAAUCAACCAUGAUAGUGAGCGGUAUGGUCGAAUUUGAAGGUAACUGGACUAUACCCUUCAACAAAUCUGAUACUAUGCUCGAAAACGGCACAGGCAUAUAUAUAAUGCAACAAAAAGCUAAUGUUAAGCAAGUUGAUAUUGAAAUUCUAGGAGCUUCUGUCUUGGAACUAAAUUACGGGCAGAAUGAAGAAUUUAAUAUGGUAGUACUUACACCGCAUGAAGGCGUAUCUAUUAAGGACGUCUUAAUAAAUUUCGAUAAAAUUUCAUUUACUGAUCUACUCAGCAAAUUGCAUAGUGAACCACUGAAAGAAGUAGACGUGAAAUUGCCCAAAUUCUCAGUAACUUCCACACUAUUAUUAAAUGGUCCCUUAACGACUAUGGAAGCGAGGGAUAUAUUCUUGCCAAGUCAAGCAGAUUUUUCUGGUAUAACGGAAGAAGAAGUGUUUAUAUCCUCUAUUGAACACAGAGCCAUGAUAACAGUAUCGGAGACAGGCACCCGCGCAACAGCCUUCACUCCCGGAAACUUAUCUAAAGGCAAGAAAACAUCUACUACUGAUUCAGUCUCAUCUUUCCUUUUCUUCAUCGUGUACCGCCCUUCAUAUACUAUUCUUUUCUGUGGAAAAUAUGGAGCAUGA
Molecule: messenger RNA, 1176 nt
Organism: Danaus chrysippus (African queen)
Lineage: Eukaryota; Metazoa; Arthropoda; Insecta; Lepidoptera; Nymphalidae
Source: the annotation of a GenBank genome assembly